This is a messenger RNA of Hyla sarda, 1582 nucleotides long. It is a transcript of the gene MMD, whose product is annotated as monocyte to macrophage differentiation associated. The transcript is spliced from 8 exons. The record is from RefSeq and is a predicted model, not a curated record. Gene Ontology annotation, molecular function: pore-forming activity. Gene Ontology annotation, cellular component: membrane. The coding region runs from base 396 to 1055 and encodes 219 amino acids. Lineage: Eukaryota; Metazoa; Chordata; Amphibia; Anura; Hylidae.
CAACAGCUGGAGGCACCCUGGUUGGGUAACACUGGAUUAGUUAAUGAUGAGGAGGGAGAGUGCUGCGCUCAUGGGUUGGCUCCAUCACUGGCAGGUUGGGUCCAGACCGUCUCAUUGGUGGCCCGGCCUCUCUGGAGAGAAGACCUGGAGUCCUAUGCGGAAUCCCUGUGUGUGGUCCUCAGGACUGUCUGGUGAAGAACCAUCCGGAUCAUCAUGUUCACUGUGGGAAGGUUCAUGAACCACAGAGCCCCGGCAAACAGCCGCUAUAAACCCACCUGCUAUGAACAUGCUGCCAACUGCUAUACACAUGCAACCAAAGAAGAAACCUAUAAUGUGGAAGCAACAGCCGUACCAAAGCAAAGAGUUGAAUGAUCUGAUGUGACAGCGAGAGGUUCAUGAAGAGGACAUGUGCUGUAGACAGAGCCAGGCAUCCAGAUAGAGCAUUCCUCAUCGUCCCAUCUAUCGUGGGAAGUGCUUUAUUACACCGCAUGUCAGAUGACCGAUGGGAGCGGAUAACAGCAUGGAUUUAUGGAAUGGGCUUGUGCACCCUUUUUAUAGUGUCUACUGUAUUUCACAUAGUCACCUGGAAGAAAAGUCAUCUAAGGACUGUAGAGCACUGUUUCCACAUGUGUGACAGAAUGGUCAUCUACUUUUUCAUUGCGGCUUCCUAUGCCCCAUGGUUGAAUUUAAGGGAAUUGGGACCCCUGGCCUCUCAUAUGAGAUGGUUUAUUUGGUUGAUGGCUGCAGGAGGAACCAUUUAUGUGUUUUUAUACCAUGAAAAGUAUAAGAUUGUUGAAUUGCUCUUCUACCUAGCAAUGGGAUUUUCUCCAGCUUUAGUAGUGACAUCAAUGAACAAUACAGAGGGCUUACAAGAACUUGCCUGGGGAGGGCUGAUCUACUGCUUAGGUGUGGUGUUCUUCAAGAGCGAUGGAAUCAUCCCGUUUGCACAUGCCAUCUGGCAUCUCUUUGUGGCACUUGCAGCUGCGGUGCAUUAUUAUGCCAUCUGGAAAUACCUGUACAAAAGUCCGUCUUCAGAUCUGAUCCGACACGUAUGACGGAACGAAGCAGAGAAAACAAUAUCAGUAUUACUUGAUUUUGGCAAAGAAUGUACGAUAUGGCGAUUGGAGGUAUUGUGUUCUACCGAAAAAAUGCACUGAAGUAUCCGGUUCUCUACAACCUACUGUGAACAAGAUGUGAAUCUUAAUAGUAGUUAUAAUGAGGCCCAUUCCUCAGCCAACAUUUUGCCCCUGGCUGGCCUGGUCUAAGACGUUCCUGCGCUUCUCGGCCAUGGAAGUGCUCUACAGCCGUCUCUUAGAGCCAGUCAAGCCGGGUCCUGCAACUGGCUCAUCUAAUGUUUACAAUGCGUGAGAUUCUUUUUCUAUCUGGUUUGAUGAUCCUUUUUAAACAGAUUGUAUUUCUUUACGAGUUUAAUUCAAACAUUUCAAGAUUUAAAAUGCAAGUAAUUAAAAUAAAUGAGGGUAUUUUCCUUCCUCCGUUUCUACAAGCACUUAAAGAAAAGAAGAAAAAAACUAAAAUAUCAAUACAUUCCAAAAGCUAAGCUGCUUACGCUUGUAAAAGGAGA